Messenger RNA from Sebastes umbrosus (honeycomb rockfish), 1862 nucleotides. Its product is annotated as hydroxycarboxylic acid receptor 3-like. The record is from RefSeq and is a predicted model, not a curated record. Bases 237 to 1232 code for a protein of 331 amino acids. Lineage: Eukaryota; Metazoa; Chordata; Actinopteri; Perciformes; Sebastidae. Gene Ontology annotation, molecular function: G protein-coupled receptor activity. The transcript has a single exon. Gene Ontology annotation, cellular component: membrane. Gene Ontology annotation, biological process: G protein-coupled receptor signaling pathway.
UAGUUUUAUAAUGAAGCCACAUUUCCCCAGACGGAGAACAUUUACAGUUGUUUCCACGCUCCUCUGGGGUCAGCACCACUUCCCCAAAGAUACCGCUCAGAUGUUUGCUCCACUCGUAAAUUUGCAUGUUUGUCUGAGAGUCGUUUGCAUGAAGCGCAAACACGAAGUCACCUGGUGCGGCAAUAUCUGUGUUGACUCUGUGAAGAGCAGCAGGUCGCCUUCGUGCUUCACUGAAGAUGAAUCUCACUCCGUCAGCCGAGUGCUGCGCCUUCGACUCUCCCACCCUGGACCAGUAUUUGCCUCCGAUACUGAUCUUGGAGUUCAUGUUCGGACUGAUGGGGAACUUUGUCGCCCUGUGGAUGUUCAUCUUUCACAUGGACACAUGGAAGCCCAACUCCGUGUACCUGACUCAUCUGGCCGUCGCCGACUCCAUCGUGCUGUUCUGCCUCCCGUUCAGGGCCGACUACUACAGGCGUGGAAAGAACUGGCUGUACGGCGACGCCAUGUGUCGCAUCCUGCUCUUUCUGCUGGCAGCCAACCGCGCGGCGGGCAUCUUCUUCCUCACGGCCGUGGCUGUCGACCGCUACUUCAAGAUCGUCCACCCGAUGAACCGGAUCAACCGGAUGGGUCUGGGCUACGCUCUCUGGGUCUCCCUCGGCCUCUGGGGUCUGAUUUUUCUUGCCACCGGUUAUCUUCUUGCCAAUGAGCACUUCUUCUACAACAGCAACCGCACGCAGUGUGAGAGUUUCAACAUCUGCAUGGGCUUCAGUCCCCUCUCCACCUGGCACAACACUUUCUACGUCACCCAGUUUUUCCUGCCGUCCGCCAUCGUCGCUUUCUGCACCGUCAGAAUUACGUGGCAGCUGAGAGUCAGGACUAUGGACAAGCAGGGGAAAAUCAAACGGGCCGUUCAGUUCGUCCUGGCUGUGGCUUUGAUUUUUAUCAUCUGCUUCUUUCCCAGCACUAUAUCACGCAUAGCCGUCUGGAUCCUCAAGGCAUGGUACGAUGAAUGCAAAUACUUCCAAGAGGCCAACCUGGCGUUCUACACGUCGGUGUGUUUCACCUACUUCAACAGCGUCCUCAACCCCGUCGUGUAUUAUUUCUCGAGCCCUUCCUUCAGCGGCGCCUUCAACAAGCUCCUGAAUAAACUGCUGAGAAGGAACGACGACGACAAAAAUCAGACGGAUUCAACUGAGAACGACAUUUCCACCAUUGAGGGUAGACGGAUUUAAAGCCAGGUGCUGUUGCAGCGAUAUGUUAAAAGACUAGAUUAUAUCAAUAAUAAAAUGUAGAAAAGAGGUUUUGCCAUCUAAAAUAAUAACUAGCAGCUUAUUGCUGUGUAUAUGUAUAACAAAAGUGAGUGUUUAGAGUAAUUAUGAGCCGUUAACUAUGGGGAAAAAAAGUCUUCAGUUGCAACGUGACCUAAUCAAAUAUCACUGCAAAUGCUUCUAAAAGCAACAAUAUCUAUCAAAUAUAUGAUGUAAUGUGUGUAUAGCCACUUUUUCUUGUUAAAGUAGUUCAAGUAAUGCUUUAAAUUGUUAAUCACAUCCACUGUGAACAGCAAACACAGAUUUUCUUCCACCCAUUAAAACAAUAUUUACAGCAUAAAUCAGUUGAACAGCCCGAGGGGAAGUGACUUCAGUGUUGUCGUUAAUCUGUCAAUUAACAUACAAACGAUACCGGAGUCCAUGAGUGAAGCGAUCAUGCAGGUAAUUCCAACAAAUAAUGUAAAAGCAGUGCAUUUGUUUUCAGUUUUCUGUCUUUUUUGUGCAUAUAUGUUCUCACAUUUCCAGUCUUUGUAUCCUGUCACAUCUUGUUUUCAAUAAAUAAAAUAAACAUUAGAAUAACCAACAUAAAUCACA